This is a messenger RNA of Anthostomella pinea, 2685 nucleotides long. The record is from the annotation of a GenBank genome assembly. NCBI's taxonomy places the organism in Eukaryota, Fungi, Ascomycota, Sordariomycetes, Xylariales, Xylariaceae.
AUGCGGAGAAAGGUCACAGCGCUGGAGAAGGUCGAUGCCGAUCUCGCCGGACUGCAAUACAGGAUCAGGAAAGACCCCUUGGCUUACGAGAAGGAGUUCCUGGAGGUGUGGUCGCAGUACGAGGCAGCACACGAGAAAUAUCUCGCUGAUCCGAUCGGCGCCGAUGCGAACGGACUCGUUACGUGGCGAGAGCAGAUAGAUAUGGUGGCCCAUGUCGCCGAAUUGUACCCUCAGAUAACCGCGGGCUUCCCCGACGACCUCAGAGAAGUCCUGACCAGACACCAUGCCGUCCUCGAACCGAACCUCCGCGAGAAGAUUGUUUCCAGCCUCACGUUGCUUCGGCGGAAGGACGUGGUCGAUAGCACCUACAUACACACCGCCUUGUUCCCCAUCCUUAUAACGACACCGUCGAAGACACUGCGAAUGCUUCUGUAUCAGAAAAUACUCAGCGAUAUCCGAAAUGUCAACUCCAAGGCCUCGAACCACCGCGUCAAUCGCACCAUGCAAACCGUUCUAUUCAAUCUGGUGUCGGAUCCGACGUCGCCAAAAUCUAUCUGGGCCUGCAAGCUGGUGAGAGAACUUUGGAAGCGUCAGGUCUGGAAGGACUCCAAGUCGGUUGAGAUCAUGGUGCGCGCAAGCUUGAGCGACAACGAGAAGACCGUCUCCAGCGCUGUAGCUUUCUUCCUUUCUGGAGACAAGGAGCGCGAGGAGUUCGUUGACGAGGAUAGUGAAGAAGAGAAUAUUGAUAUGCGGAAGAUCAAGCACCAGGCCACAAUCAACAAGAAGACGAACAAGAAGAAGGCGGCUAUGGAGAAAGCUGCGGUCCGGGUCAAGAAACAGGAGCGAAAGAAGACGACUGCGCCGCACUUGCUCAACUUUUCUGCGCUGCAUCUGCUGCAGGAUCCUCAGGGGUUCAGCGAGACGUUAUACGAGAAGCAUCUGGCAAACAAACGCUCCAAGCUAGCACUCGAGACGAAGCUGCUAGUUUUGAGUCUCGUCACCAGAUUGGUCGGCUUGCAUAAGCUGACUGUCAUACCCCUAUAUUCCUGGUUCAUCCGGCAUCUUACUCCGCGACAACAAUCUGUCACAUCUAUUCUGGCAUCUCUCGCCCAGGCGACGCAUAAUCUGGUACCGCCCGAUGUGAUUGAGCCCCUGAUACAGAAGAUCGCGAAUGAGUUUGUCUCGGAGGGGUCGGCUUCAGAAGUGUGCGCCGCGGGUAUCAAUGCCAUCCGGGAGAUAUGUGUUCGUCAACCUCUGAGCAUGAACGAGACAUUAUUGCAGGAUCUCGUUGAAUACCGCAGGUCCAAGGACAAGGGUGUGUCGAUGGCUGCCAAGGGAUUGCUCUCCCUAUAUCGCGAUGAAGGUGCCGAAAUGUUGCGCAAGAAAGAUCGCGGCAAAACAGCGACCAUGGGACUCAGGAGUGGCGACCUGAAACAGCAGAAGUUUGGCGAGGAGCAGCUUGGUGAAAUAGAAGGCCUCGAAUUGCUUGCGAGGUGGAAGGAAGAGCAAAAGAAGCGAAAAAGGGCUGAACAGGGCCUGCCGGAACCUGAGGCUGGUGAAAAGAUCGACGACGAGGACGAUGGAUUCAACUCGGAUGAUUGGGAGGUUGCGUCGGCUGACAGCAGCGACUCUGGUGACUGGAUCAGAGUAAGCGACUCGGAAGACGAAGCUGUACCAGAUGCGAAAAAGCGAAAGGUGGACCCAGAAGAAGCCGACGAGGAGGGUCAAGAAACCGCAGGGGACGAGCCGAUGGACUUUAUGAAACUUGCGACCAGUCAGAUACUCACGCCGGCCGACCUCGCGAAACUGAAGGAAUUGCGGUUAGAAGCCGAAGUCGACAAGGCGACGGGCAACCGCAAGCGGAAGCAGGACAUGGAGGCUCGUCAUCUCGACGAGGGAUUGACUGCAGAGCAGAUUGAAGCGCCAGCCAGAUUACGGAAGAGCACCAAAGAAGAACGAGUGGCCCUAGCUAGAGAGGGCAAGGGGGAUCGUGACGAGCACAAAUCCACAUCCGCUAUACGUAAAUCCAAGAAGGAGGCGGAGGGCAAGUCCACUACCAACAAGGAAAAGGCGCGGAAGAAGAAUUUCCUCAUGACGAUUGGCAAAGCCAAAUCGAAGCAGAAGCGAAGUCUUGUGGACACGAGGAAUGCUCUCACAAACCACACCCAUGGCAGAUUCGAGUACCACAUUCCAGCUUGCUUCGAUGAGAAGCGGCUAGCGAUUGCUUAUUCGCGACUCCAGCACGACACCAAAACCGCAGACGAUCCUCUUGGUGCUCGACUACCUAGACCAGCAGCCGGGCCGGUGGUAUUUAACGACCGAGAAGAGUUCGCGCCUUUCGAACGGCGUCCUGAUGGUCCCCAAACAAUGCUCGACUGCCUCCACACCGACGCUCCGCAGCUCAGCCUGCACAUCGUGUCCUUCGCCGAUCUCGCUGUCAUGGCCACAUACUCUUUUGGACGCCAUGGGCCGGACGUCCCUCUUCAACGCUUGGAUCGUCGUGCUCGAAGGCCGACACGCCGACGUCCUGCCCCUGCGCGACGUAACGGAAGAUCUGCUCGCGUGUCUGGCUUCAACUCGCAAGAGCCAUAUGCGCUGGCCAACCGCCUACGCUCGCCGUUGCAGGCCCUGCUCUUCGCUGUGAUGUACCUUAGGGAUACUUACGUCUGGCAUCACGGCGAGUAG